This is a messenger RNA of Plasmodium fragile, 5346 nucleotides long. RefSeq lists its product as uncharacterized. The coding region runs from base 1 to 5346 and encodes 1781 amino acids. NCBI's taxonomy places the organism in Eukaryota, Apicomplexa, Aconoidasida, Haemosporida, Plasmodiidae. The record is from RefSeq and is a predicted model, not a curated record. The transcript has 4 exons.
AUGGGAACCCAGGACGCGCAAAGUAAGCAUGGAAAGGAAGGUACAGAAGGGACGAGCAGGCAGGAUGAGCAAGGAGUCCAUACGAGAGGAGAUUCCCUCGGGAGCAUCGACGAUUAUCACCUGCUAAGUUGUGAGGGGAUAGGUGAGAGUGAGUUAAAGGACAUGGACAAGGAGCUGGAAAAGAUGACUAACAUGGGGGAGCUAAAGGAAAUGACGUCUAAGGAGUUUAGGGAGCUGAUGGGAGGUGGUGACCUGCAUGGAGGACGCGACCUGGAUGAAGGAGAUAAAUUAGGUGUUGAUUUCAAUCUCGGGAGGAAUUCCCAACAGAAGAAUAAUCUGCCUCGAUAUUCUCAAUUGAGUUUCCUCAACGAUGAUUUUCAGUUCAAGGAGGAUUCUCAUUUUACGAAUUUGAAUUCAAAGUCUAGUCGCAGGAGAGACAGUCACUUGUCACUGGGUAACAUGCGUAACUCUUCCAUUUUUAAUUUAAGUGUAACGGACGACAAUGGGAAGAGGUGGUCGCAAAAUUACACCUCUGGUGGGAAUGAGAUAUUUCAUGCUUCGCUUUCGCGCACGGAUAAUGCGUAUGAUAGUGACUUGAUAACGCCGUCCCCGUCGAAGGUGGAGGGCAGCUCGGAGGUCGACCCGGACAAGGGGGGCGAGAUGGGGGAUCCGCGAAGUGGUGUACAAAGUGGUGCACGAAGUGGGAGACGCUCCAUUGACGUGCUCGAGGAGGAGCUAGAUAAACUGAAAAGGGGCUUCCUACUAAACAGUGGGGAAAAGAGUCACAUGAGUGACAAAUCAAAUGAAGAUAUGAUGGACGGAGGAUACGCAAGUGACUCUGAGUUUUUAAAAAGAACAUCCCUAGACAAGAAAAUUAGUGUCGACCUCAAUUUUGGAAAUGACGAUUCAUUGAAUAACAGCAGAUUGUCCAAUGGUAGCUACUCUUUAUGGGAGAGCAGAAUCAGCACGUCUAGGAAGAUAAGGCUAAACAAUGAGACGCCAAAGAAAGGGAUCCUAAAGAUGAGCAAUUCUCUGUCCCCGAUAAAGGAAGUAGUCCCCCCUGAGAAUAUUAGUGCACGAAAGAAGUCGGUGCAGUUUUCCCAUAGAUCUAUUGCCGUUUUUGAUGACAAGGAAAAAGUAUCACCUUUACAUCUAACACAGUUUACUAGAAUUUCUAGCGAUUCUAAUAAUUCCGAAAUGAAACAGAAAAGUGCAUCUAACGGUUCUAGUUCUGACAAGGAAAAGGUCGAUACAUUUCAGCACAAUUUGGCUAGCUGUAUGGAUAAAUCACCAAUUGAUGAGCUACUGUAUAGGUAUGAUAGUCUUAACGGUGCAAAAAGAAAUUCUAUUGAGUACCCGGUCGAUGGAAAUGCACCUAACGAUUUCAUGAGGAGACUGUCCUCCGAAUCGAUGCGAUUUAAAACGAAGACCUCUGUGGAUAUGGUCCAGUCAGCUCGUUUAUCCCCUAUUAAGAAUAGAUUCCAAGGGGCGAACAUUAAAAAGAGUACUCACCUAGAUAGAAGCAAGGAGAAGGGGGAGGAAGAGGAGAAGAAAGAGGACCAUGAUGAUGACGUCCUACAUAAAUUGCUAACCACCGAUAUUGACCAAAUAAAAGAGGAGGAUUUUUUAAACUAUAGCCUACUUAGCGACUCUAGGGAGUUUAAAAGCUACGGUCGGGUGGGCAGCGAGGAUGUGUAUGAGAGGGCUCCCAGCCAGCAUUCCAAGGGGGGAGGCGAAUCACAGAAGGGUGUAGAUGGAGAUGAAGUUGAGGGGGCUACGACCAGCUACAGGGUGAAGGAAGAGCAGGGGAUAGGUAGAAGCGGGGAGGAGGUGGAGGAAGACCCGUUGGACGCGAACAAUGCGAACAGUGCAGAAGGGCAGUGUAAGGAGGAGGAAGUGAGACAGGACACUCAGGUGGGCACUGCGGGUAGAAAGUCCAUCCUGGAGAGGCUUCCCACCGAUGAAGCAGUGGCGCCAAAGGAAAACGUCACAAUACAGUACAGGGCGUCCACGCAUAGGCGGAGCGAACACACGAGGGGGGUCACCACACAGGACAGUUUGUCUGAGGGGGACAAGGGAAACGAGAAUGCAGGUGAGAGCGGAAAUGUAAAGGAUGGUGAGCGUCAUGCGGCAAAUGCAGGUCACUUGGAAGGAGAGACGCAGGGGAUGCAGCAGCGGAACAAGCGGGAUGAACCCAUUUGGAGACCGUUCGCUGAACGUAGGCAUGGCACCCAGAGGGAAACGAUAAACAUAGGGGCAGUCCCCAAGGAGGUACAGCACAACAGUUUUAAGGUAGCCAAAGCGAACAGGAGAGCUAGCUACAGCGUGAAUAUGCAUGCCAGGGACGAUGAGGCGCAAGCGAAGUUCAGGAACAGGAAGAGCCUAAGCGAGAGGGGAGAGACGGGUGGGAAGACCCAAGUGGGCUCCGCGAGUAGGAUGAGCGUGGUGGCGAAUGAUGAAGUGGGGCAGGAAGAAGGCAAGCACUGCAGGUUGAAGGAGCUUCCGGGGACGGGCGCAGAAGAGGAUGACAUGGGCGACAUGGACGAAGUGGAGGAAGCGGAGGAGGACAAGGAAGCGAUGCUUCAAAAGGCGAAACUGUUUAAUCGGGCGGGAGGCGAGCAAUACACGGAGGAAGGAUGUUACGGUGAACUUUAUGCAGGGGACGAGGACCAUGUGCAGGUGGCGUUGGGGGAGGCUACACAAUUGAAGGCCCGAGGGAGAUACACUACGCACAUCGACCAGGGAGGCUUUGGGGGAGGGUCCAGCGACGACCUGCAUGAGUUGGGCAAGCACGCAAGGGCCAAUUCAGACGAGGGGAAUUAUAAGAAGUAUGUAUAUGACGAGGUUGCGCGGGGUGAGGAGGAUGUGGGAGAGGGGUUCUUCGUGGAGGGUGGUUUGAAUUUGGCAGAGGAGGAAGAAGCCUCCCACAGCGCCGACAUGGGACCCUACAGGGGGGAAGAAGCUGCGCAUGAGGUGGAGGAAGCGGCCCACGAGGGGGAGGAAGCGAUGCAUCAGGACGACGAAACGCAGCAUGAGGUGGACGACGCGGAGGAGAGGAACAGGCAAGAACAGACGCGACGAGAAUGGACAGAACAAAAGCAGCAACUGAAAAAAAAGUUAAACGAAAAUUUAAUAAAAAAGCAAGAAAUGAUAAAGCAAAUGACAUUAGCAAUUGUGAGAAGGUGUAGGAUAUACUCGCUCAAGGAGCUAAAGAGUAACAAAAGAAAUUUAAUGAACCUGAUGCAUCUGUAUGAACACAUACGAGACAUGAUGUUUUCCUUCGUUGGCAAAAUUAAUCACCUGAAUAAUGUGAGUGUGAAAUUGGACGACGCUAUUCUAAAGUAUGAAGUCACACAACUCAAGUGUAGUAGAACGAAAAAAGCAAUUGAAACGCUGAAGAAAUAUAAUGGUAAAAUGGAGACCAAGGUAAAGGAGAAAAAGAAUUUAUUAGCCAAGCAGGAUAAUGUGUUGAGUAAAAAAAUGAAAAAAAUUGAAGCGAUGACCAUGGAACUAACCAAAUUGAAGAAUAUAUAUAAUGAAGGGUCUUUAAGGAAACAAGAGAUUCAUUUAAUUAAUUUAUACAAGAGGAAGAUGGAGGAGCUGAAGAGUAUAGAACUGGUUAAGGGGUUGGUCAUUAAUAACUUUAAUAAGUAUGGUAUUAAUUUUGAGCUACUGAAUUUUAAUUACUUCAAUUUUUCCACUUUGUAUGAUUACCGGGGUGUGGAUUCGUUUUUCCUUCACGAGGGAGACGUUGUGAUGAAUCGGUUGGGUCAGAACAGGGAGGAGCAUGUGUUCAACGGGGGGGAAGCGGCGCAGCAGCAGCAUCAGCAGCAUCAGCAGCAACAGCAGCAGCAGCACAAGGGUGAAACGACAAGCGGUGUUGCAAACGGGAUGGCUGUUUCCAGCAUAACAGCUGCUAAUAACACCCAUGGGUCAGGUCCUGCACAGGAUGGAGAGUACCUGAGAAAGGGGAUGACUCACAACUUGUAUGAAAUAAGUGAUCUGUACGAACGGGAGUGUAAAUUGAAAAACAGUUUUAGGACGAGGAAGGGGAAGAGGAAUGCAACGAUUUUGAACAGCCAUGUGUCUGAGGAAGACAUGAAUUCUGCCUGGCCUUAUAACAUAACCGUGGAUAUUAUUUUUUGUAAUAUGAGUAAUGUGGGGGUACAAAGGGAGGCGGACAAUUAUAUUGUUUCAUCCCCAGUGAAGAUAAAAAAUAUGAAGCACCUGAUUGCUAAUAAAAUGCACCUCUUGGGUGGAGAAAACGGAGGAGUGGGUACCCUUGGAUGUACUUCCGCUGAGGCAAGUAGAAAGUAUAUUAAACUUUUCCGGCCUUACAAGAUACAAAUGAACUCCUUUGUGAAUUUUAAGGACAUCACCUUGACCACAUACUACAAGUAUAUAAGCAGCGACAACCUGUACCAUCACAUCUGGAAUAAACGACACGACAGGGAAAGCUACUCGCUAAAGGUGAACAGUCUUCAAGAUGAUGAAAGACAGAAGAGGAGAAAGAACGUGCACCUUGUGAAAAAAAAUAUGGAGAGCUACUCGUACUACUGCAGCGAUAAUCAUGUUGGUGUGGAGUGGAAGGUGCAACUUGAAAUUGUUAAAUAUAAACUCCUCGAGGUGGUUAACAGACGCCUGCAGAGGUACACGAACCGGGAGAGUGCCAACUUGGUCAACGGCAACGCGAACACUCUGCAUCAGCGACAUGGCAACGCGAAUGAGCCGAAUUUUCAACAGAAGGCGGAGGUCGCCACGGCCAAGCCAAACAAAGAGGCCCUCAUGUACCUGGUGGAGGAAGCAGAGUACUGUAGUAUCAUCCUGAAUAAUGUCCUGAGCCAGUACAAGCAUCUGCUCAAGUGCUUCCUCUGUCUGUCCAACACCUAUUUCGAUUACAACCAGCACGUGGUCAUUUUCAAGACCAUCGUUUUGUCCCAGCAGAUUUGUCCCCACCCGUUCUGGCUCUACCUUUACAUAAACCUGGAGGAGGCGUUCACGUUCGCUUCGCUCCUCCACGGCAUCGUCCAGGUGAAGGUGGAGAGCGUCGACGAGGAAGACAAGUACAACGAGGACUGCAAGGCGCUGAACAGCAACAUUGUGAAAACGCUCCAGCAGUGCAUCUUCGCACUCAAGUCGAAACCGCUGGAUCUCUCCGAGAGGAUAAACUCCUACAACGUGGUGGACGUGAUAUAUGCCGUCGUCAUGAAUGAGAAUUACAAUUUCCACAGCUACCAGAACAACCUAGAGGACAACAUAAAAAAAUUGACUUCAUGUGAUACAUUCAUAAAUGGUGUUGUGAGUAAGAACAUUGUCGUCCCGGUAGAAAUUAAAAAAGUUAUGUGA